GAUGCCAUCAGCCUUGGGGUUAGAUUUAUUUUUCAUGGGAUACUGACAAAUUAUUUUUAAUUCACUUGGCCUUUUCUAAUGUACCGAUUGAGAACAAGGUGGAACCUUCCUGAUGCGCCGGAAUAUUCCCGUGGAGCGAGAGAAGGCGCCAUUGGAGUCCACGCAAUAUUUCUCUGCGCCGGGACUGGACGAGGGGCGGGGCUAAAAUCCGCCGUGAAAAGCCGAGGCCGGGGAAAAGAGGAGUCGCGGGGGGAAAUCCCGACUCGAGGCGCACAGCGAGCCGGCGCAAAAGGCGAGGCGAGCGCAGGCGACUCACCACAGAACAAGUGUCCAAAAGGGGCUCGCGGCUGGAGUGGGCCUGCGCCGGGGCAAAGCACAGCAGCAGAUCUAUCGGAAGGCGGAGCCCGGCCAAUGGGCUGCCGCAGCUCUAGAUAACACAGUAAAUCCCGGCCGAGCCGAUGACGCGUGUGAAAACGGGCCAAGCGCAGUAAAAUCGAACUGGUGGUCAGGCCACCACCGACUCGCUCUGCUGCUCGUCGUCGUCAGACGCACCACUCGAACAUUCAUUUCACAAGCACUCCGCUCGUCCCGAUUAGGCCCAAGCCCAAGACCAGGCAGAGGCCCAAGCUCAAGCCCACCCACCCACCCACCCCUCGCGGCUUCGAGCACAGGCCCAAGCCCAAAGGAAAAGGAUUCCUUCGAGCCCCGACGACGACGCAGCGCUGCCCCCGCCCCGACAUUGCCGAUUAGUUCGUGGAUGCUGUAGGCAGGAAUUUCUGUGCAGAGGUUUUGGUUGCAGGGAGAGAGAGAGAGAGGGAGGGAGAGAGAGCAGGGAGCGAUGGAGGCGGUGAUGCUGCUGGGGACAGCAGGAGUGGGAGUGCUGGGGGGGAGUCGGGCGAUGCCGCAGAGAGUGCAGUGCGUGCAAAUUGCGCAAGCGAGGUGCUGCAAUGUGAGGCUGAGGGUGGUGGCAGCGUCGGCCACAGCGAGGGAGGCGACGGUGGACGUGGCUCUGGAGUCGGAGCUCGGGGUGAGCUACGAGCUGCUGAGGGAUAAGCUGGCGGCAGGGGAGUGGGAGGCGGCGGACGCGGAGACGAGGCGCUUGCUGUGCGUCAUGGCGGGCGAGGGCGCCGUGAAGCGCAAGUGGGUCUAUUUCUCGGAGGUGCAGUUCAUUCCGGAAGCGGACCUGAGGACGGUGGAUGGGCUAUGGAGGGCCUACAGCAACCAGAAAUUCGGUUACUCGGUGCAGAGGCGGGUAUGGAAGAGCGUGAACGAGAGCUGGACGGCUUUCUUCAAGAAGGUGGGCUGGACUCGGCAGCUGGGCGACUCACGCAACGACGCCUACAAGAAAUUCCCGCUCGAGUUCAUGUGGGACGUCGAGGACCCCACUCCUCGCGGGCACUUGCCCCUGACCAACGCCCUGCGCGGCACGCAAUUGAUCGAGAAGCUGCUCCUGCACCCGGCCUUCGCUUUCGCCGACGAGGACGAGAAGCUCAUGAUGCCCGAGGAGAUUGACAUGUCGUCCGAGGGCCUGAUGCAAAAUCUCAAGCCUAAGUCGCGGGUGCAACAAAAUUCGCCGCCCUCGGGCGACUCCCCGGCCAAGAAGGUGCUCCUCCCCGAGGACAUGUCCAUCGACUACGGCUUCUGACCGAUCUUUUUGUCCUCGCGCGGUCCCUUGUUAUCAUCGUAGGAGCUCAUUCUUGCCCCCCCUCCUGAAUGAUCAAUCUGUCAAUCAUUUAAAUUAAUCAUCAGGUGGUUCGUUUUGGAGGUUUUCUUGCUGUUCUGCACCCAACCGCCCGACUCCUCGCGGCCUUGCCAUGGCUGCGCGAGCCGCCAUGUCAUGUCUAGAGUAGAAUGGGCCACGCACUCUCGUUUCUUCCGCAGAGGUGCUCAGUGUAUGUCGACGGUCGGUCGGUUGUGUGUUCGGCAACCCAUAGAUUCUGAUCCUCUAGUAUUAGUACCCAUCCUGUAAAUCUAGUUCGUUGGGGAUCCCUAGCUUUCGCGUCGCUCUGACACAAACACAAGCGCACAUUUCUGUGCCGGUUUAGGCUCGUGGUGGGGAGAAGCUUAUGGAUGGAACUGGCCAUGGCCGGCUGGUAGCUGGCUCCUCUCUUUCACAGUCCCUGCACUCCUCUGCCCACCGGAGACCAGAGCACACUGGUGCCUAGACCGAGAAAGUAGUUAAGAAUGCCCUCUCGGCCACAGUCAAAUGUACUUAUGUAUUUCCGUUCCGAAAAGAAAUCCUGUGGGUAUCAACUUUGAUCUCAGCUGGCUUAUCUCGAAGCCCGUUUUUGCAUGUGCGUUCCUGACUUCGAUGUCUCUUCUCCGAUUCCGAAUUGAAGUCUCUGUCAGUCUUGCCUGGAUCCUGUCCAAUUGUUAAUCUGGUUGAUAUUCUUUGCCGCAUUCUUCUUCUCGCCAGCGACUGGAGUGAUCCAAAAGCUUUUUGAUCUUCGGGAUUUACAGAGCUCCACUGGCUGUGACUACUGCCGGGGAGAUCUCUUGCUCCUGCAUUUGCAAUUGCAUCUGUUAGUGCAGUUCCUCGGGGUCUUCGAUAAACUUCUAGCAAACUUGGCAACCUCCGCGGAGAUGGUCUGGCCAGUCGUCACCUGCCGGGGUCUUGAAUUGGAUUUGGUCUUACUCGAUUAGCAAAGGAUGCCGAGGAUCCUCAAUGCUGCAGGUCCUUUCCGAGCAGUCAAUUGUUCCGUGUGCCUCACUUCUGUCGCUUCACCCCCUCAGUUUGUUCCGAAGCAGAAAUCGAUCUUCAGCAUCCUGCUGUUGUUGCCAAUGCUGCUGAAUCAAAAUUCUGCUUCUGUUGGGCUUCUGUUGUUCCGACCUCGUGUCGGGAGACGGUAAAAGACUCGAGGUGAGCAACCUUUGGGAGUGUUGGUCCUCUCACCCUUGAAGUCCUGACUCGGAAAGGAUGUCUGUUAGUCUGUCAGUCAGGCAGCGUGGCUGUUCAGCUGAUCGCCAGCCAUCGCUGUGCAGUCUCGGAUCGAAAUUUCGUGGGAGUUUCAAGCGCUUGUGAAGAUGUGGAGGUCAUUGUCUACCACAAGUCAUGACUUAUCUCUAAUAACCAUCGAAGGCACACAUUCAGUGUGCCUGUCCCCUCGACUGCUGACGGCCUUAUGAAGUGCAUUUCCGCCAGAGGGCACUCACAGUCACACAGUCAGAACAUGACUGCAACAUGUGCAUCCUCCCUCAUGCACGCAAGAGGCCCUGAUUGCAACUGACAUCUCUUUCGUCUCGUUGCCUGCCUGUGCGACGUAGGCGCUUAGCCGUCUACCGAGUUUUCUAUCUAGUU
Marchantia polymorpha subsp. ruderalis is the source of this 3298-nucleotide messenger RNA. NCBI's taxonomy places the organism in Eukaryota, Viridiplantae, Streptophyta, Marchantiopsida, Marchantiales, Marchantiaceae. The record is from the annotation of a GenBank genome assembly.